This is a messenger RNA of Olea europaea var. sylvestris, 1458 nucleotides long. RefSeq names its product transcription factor TGA7-like. Gene Ontology annotation, molecular function: sequence-specific DNA binding; DNA-binding transcription factor activity. Gene Ontology annotation, biological process: DNA-templated transcription; regulation of DNA-templated transcription. Bases 186 to 1373 code for a protein of 395 amino acids. Lineage: Eukaryota; Viridiplantae; Streptophyta; Magnoliopsida; Lamiales; Oleaceae. The transcript has 8 exons. The record is from RefSeq and is a predicted model, not a curated record.
GUUAGGUCUCAUACUUUAGGUUAUUGGGUUAGCUUGCAUUCAUGCAGUGCUUGUUUGAGAUCAAAGAUACCUACUUUUUUGGGAUCUAAUCAAGAUUCUAACGAGUGGUUCUGAUUGAGAAUUUUGAGAACUUCAUUAUUUUCUAUUCAGAGCUUGCUUUCUAACUGAGAAACAAAGUUCAACUUAUGCAAACCGUCAUUGAUAUGAUUACUCCAACAACUCAAUUCACCUCCUCAAGCACAAUGGGCGUGUUUGAACCAAUCCACCAAAUUAGCAUGUGGGAUGAUGCAUUUGGAGGAACCAUUAGUCCCAAUACAGAUGCGUGUAUAAUCGCACAGGCAGAUGCAAAGCUAGAUGAAAAGUAUGAAUAUGCUUCUGAUAGAUCUCUGGAACCCGCUGGAGAUGACCAAACUGCAAACAUUAAUAGAAAUAAGGUACAAAGACGUCUGGCACAAAACCGUGAAGCUGCUAGGAAAAGCCGUUUACGCAAGAAGGCUUAUGUUCAGCAACUGGAAACAAGCCGUUUGAAACUGGCACAACUUGAGCUAGAACUUGAAAGAGCUAGGCAUCAGGGUUUGCUCAUUGGGGGUGCAACUGCUAAUAUGGGAUUAUGUGGAAGCGUAAAUCCUGGUACGUUCAAUUUGUUUGGCAUGGCACAAAACGAUGUAAUCCUCAUAUUAACUUAUAAGUGCCACCAAGAUAUCUGGGAUACAUGUGCAGGAAUUGCUGCAUUUGAGAUGGAAUAUGGGCAUUGGAUUGAAGUGCAACAAAGGAAAAUUUAUGAGCUUAGAAAUGUUUUGCAGUCUCCAAACGGUGAUGUGGAGGUCCGUUUACUCGUAGAGGAUGUAGUAGAACACUAUGGCAAUCUCUUUCGCAUGAAAAGAGAUGCCGCCAGAGCUGAUGCCUUCUACUUAGUGUUUGGCAUGUGGAGAACGCCGGUCGAGCAAUUUUUCCUCUGGAUUGGAGGAUUCCAACCAUCAGAGCUCAUUAACGUUGUGAUGCCUCAACUUGAGGACUUGACAGAUCAGCAAUUAGUAAAAGUCCGUAACCUGCAACAUUCUUGUCAACAAGCCGAGGAUGCUCUCAAACAGGGAAUGGAUAAGCUUCGGCAGACUCUAGCACAGAGCAUAACAACUCUGGCCGGUGAAGCGACAAGUUACAGUUCUCAGGUGGUCUCUACUAGGGAGAAUUUGGAAUCACUGGAAAGCUUUGUACAACAGGCAGAUCAUCUUCGGGAGCAAAGUCUGCGAAGAAUGUCCUGCAUUCUAACACCACGCCAAGCUGCAAAGUGUUUGCUCGCUUUUGGGGAGCAUUUACAAAAUCUGCGAGCUCUUGGCUCACUCUGGGCUGCUAGUCCUCGGAAAUUCGCAUAAGAUACAACCUACCUUAGGUUAUGCUAGAGUUGUAAAUGUAAUAUGUAAUCAUAAUUUUGCUUAGAAGUCACUGAUUAUUGUUCUA